AUGUCACGCGCCUCUGCCGGAUUUGCGGAUUUCUUCCCAACUGCCCCAUCGGUGCUACAGCAGAAGCGCGUCAAGCUUGGGGAUUGCCGAGGCAGAGGACCGGAUUGUGACCUGGAGACGGGGUCGCUCGCCGCGUCCAACGCUACAGGUGGGGCAUCAUUUCAACCAGCCGGUGAAUCGGUUCACUCGCCCUCGACGGUCGCGCACUCAACAAGCCAUGAUGUCGGUAGAGCUAUCCCACUGGCUAUUGCCCACACUCGCUCGCUACAUCUCGAUACCUUGACGCCGCUGACCAAUGCAGAGUCAACUCCGCCCGGCAAGGCGACUACUCCGUCCCAGACUGAAGAGUGCAUUACCCUGGACUAUGCUGUUCGUCCUAAUCCCGAACUCUCCAAGUCCUCGAUGACUCCUAUUCACACCCCUCCGACUCCUCAGUCUCAAACCCGUAUGGGACCUCUGGUCAAGGGCUGCAAGGCAGUGUACGACCCCGACCUUGACAAACGAGCGUCAAAAGAAAAGCGUCGCAAGCCUGAGUAUGUGGAAAUCUUGGUCAACGGUCAAAUCGGUCCUCCGGACCCACGUCUCUCCAUUUCCAACUAUACGCGAGGGUCAGGUUGCAAGCAAAAGACCAAGUACCGACCAGCUCCUUAUGCUUUGAAGCAAUGGCCGUACGAUGCAGCGACGAGCAUCUUCCCUGGACCGCCGAUUCAGGUCGUCGUCACAGGCUUCGAUCCUCUCACGCCAGUCGCUCCUAUCAGUGCCCUUUUCUCCAGCUUCGGAGACAUUGCAGAAAUGAACAACCGCACGGACCCCAUCACCGGCCGUUUUCUCGGUAUUUGCUCGAUCAAAUACAAAGACACCUCAUCUUUCCGUGGAAAUGGCCCUGUCUCGGCCGCCAGUGCGGCAAGACGAGCCUAUUGUGAGUGCAGGAAGGAACAACGCAUCGGAACACGUAGGAUCAGGGUGGAACUGGAUCGCGAUGGGGUCGUCUCCGAACGAAUGGCCUCAAGAGCCGUCGAGUCUCAAAGAUUGGCGUCCAAGGCCAUCGCCGCAGCGGCCGAGACCAAGCCGGAUCUUCACUCAAAAAAGAAUGAGCCACCCCCCCACUGCACCCAAAGGACCUUCCGGAAGAUCAACUCUACGGCCUGGACUUGUGGUUCCGGAGGGGCCCCGGGGCAGUCUUCGUCGUUGGUCGAAGAGACGCCCAUUCUCAACCAGAUUAAGCGCGACCCCUACAUCUUCAUCGCUCAUUGCUACGUGCCGGUGCUCGGUACGACAAUUCCACAUCUCAAGAAACGGCUCAAAUUGUUCAGCUACAAAGCGAUCCGCUGCGACAACACGGGCUACUACAUCAUUUUCGAGAACUCUAGGCGAGGCGAAGAAGAAACCGAAAGAUGUUACCGCUUGUGUCACAUGCAGCCACUUUUUACCUAUAUCAUGAAUAUGGAGAGCCAGCCGUACGGGAAUCCCAACUAUGUGCGCAGUCCCAGUCCUGAGCGUUUGCGAGCGGAGCAACGAGAAAAGGCCCAGCAGGAGAGGACGAGAAAAGAGGCUGAGCUGGAUGUCGAAGAGGAAAAAAAACAGCGCGCAAUUGACCUCGACCCUUGCCGAGAGGUGCUCUCUAUCAUUAUUCGCGACCUCCGAGAUAAGCUGCUUGAAGAUGUGAAGUCUCGAAUUGCCGCGCCGGCGCUUUACGACUAUCUUGAUCCGAUCAAACAUGCGGGCAGGCGGGAACGAUUAGGGAUUCCCGGCCCCGAGGGCAGCAAACGAUCCGCUUUUCACAUUGGAACAAACAACACAUUGGGCACUCCGGACUCUCGCUCUGGACUAGAUCCGCUUCGAUCCUCGAAUCUCAAUAUCCUUGCUCUUCCACGCAUCCGCAAAGCUCACGGUCCAGAUCAUGCAGGGGCAGCCUUUGUGGAUGAACGUCGUCGCCAACCGUUACGAAAAAGAGAGGUUCGUCCCCUCUAUCAUCGUCUGCAGCAAUUGCACGAUGAUGAGGAUUCGGACGACGAGCAACGCACGCCCGUCACCCGAGAUACCGAGGAGAAGAAGCAGCCGCCCGCCAAGUCGCGCAUCUGGUCUGAUCAAGAUGAGGAAUACCAGUCAGACGUAUUGGAAUCCGAUGGAGAAAGUAGCGCUCAAAUCACCGGUGACAAGGAGACGGACAGUCUCGCUCAUGAUGUUGAAAGCGUGUCUUCUCGAUCCGGCAAGAGAAAACGCUUGGCUGGGAAACUUGACUCCCGAAAGAGGCAGAGACAAGAGGACGAGCUCUUCGGAAUCGAUCCCACCAAAGACACGGCCGGGGAGCAACCUGAGACUCUGUCGUCUGUUGAUAUAGGUCUUGACGAGGAGGAAGCGACAGGCAAAUUGCCAGAAGACCAGGAACUUGGCUUGACUCCGACCAAAGACUCUCUGCCGGAUGAUCUCUCCCCUGGUGACCCAUGGAAUACCGGGAUCGAGGGGCACAAAAUAGAGAUCGACUGGGGAGUGUCCACAGACGAGCCACAUGCGACUGUGGAGGAUGACGAAACUAUCGUUCUGGAUUUGGACGGUUGGCAACAUCUGGUCAAAGAUGAUGAAGAUAUGCGCUACCUACGGGAGAUUUUGCUUGAGCAGUCUGCAUCUGUCAUUCGGAAUAUUGCUGCAUGGGCAUGGCGACAGAAGGAAAUCAAAGCUCUGAAUCAAGCGGAAGCGAGAGGACCGACGCGGAACGCCAUUGGCAUCACUGGCUACUACGUGUCGAAUGACUCGGGAGCUGCACGAACGGAGGGGCGGAAGAGGAUUCUCAAUUCAGAAAAAUCGAAAUACCUGCCUCAUCGGAUCAAGGUCCAGAGAGCUCGCGAGGAACGUGAGGCCAAAGCCAAGGAUGACCCCCAGGCUGCCGCGGCCGAGGCUGCAAGAAUCGCUGCAGCAAAGACCAUUUCCAAGUCGACCUCGCGAUCUACUCGGGUCAACAACCGCCGGCUUAUCGCCGACAUCAAUGCGCAAAAGCAGGCACUUCCAACUUCUGUCGGAGAAGGCGACGCCCUUCGGUUUAAUCAGCUCAAGAAGCGAAAGAAGCCCGUCCGAUUUGCUCGGUCUGCUAUUCACAAUUGGGGACUGUACGCCGAGGAGAACAUCUCCGCCAACGACAUGAUCAUCGAAUACGUCGGCGAGAAAGUACGCCAGCAGGUGGCCGAUAUGCGAGAAAGGCGGUAUCUUAAGAGUGGCAUUGGUAGCAGCUAUCUAUUCCGAAUCGACGAGAACACCGUGAUCGACGCCACCAAGCGGGGUGGCAUCGCCCGGUUCAUCAAUCACAGCUGCACGCCCAACUGUACGGCCAAGAUCAUCAAGGUAGAUGGCAGCAAACGCAUCGUGAUCUAUGCGCUCAGGGACAUCGAAAGAGAUGAGGAGCUCACGUACGAUUACAAAUUCGAAAGAGAAUGGGACAGUGAUGACCGUAUUCCCUGUCUAUGCGGUUCCGUUGGCUGCAAAGGAUUUCUCAACUAG
Molecule: messenger RNA, 3492 nt
Organism: Penicillium maclennaniae
Lineage: Eukaryota; Fungi; Ascomycota; Eurotiomycetes; Eurotiales; Aspergillaceae
Gene: set1
Product: histone methyltransferase SET1
Exons: 4
Coding region: 1-3492 (1163 amino acids)
Cellular component (GO): Set1C/COMPASS complex
Molecular function (GO): protein binding; nucleic acid binding; histone H3K4 methyltransferase activity
Source: RefSeq, a predicted model, not a curated record